AUGCGAAAAGUUUUCGACGCCCUCAAAGAGUCCACUGCAUACUACCACCUGGCAGAGGAUGAAGAAGACGAUGCGGCCGUGUUGGCGUACCAAGACUCGAGGCGGCUACGGAAUGGUUUUGACAGGUUUCUGCUGGUAAGAAUAUCAUAUGUAUUCCAAGAUAUUCCAAAGGCGCCGUCGGGCUGGCAGCAACUCGCGAACUCGUGUUAUUGUAACCGGGAGCGCGAGGGAUGGGUUCUAUGCGUAUCUAAACCCGCUGCCAGUGCCGAUAGUCUAUGGCAGCACCCCGCGGGCCAGAGCCAGGAGGCUGGGCGGAGCGAGUUUGUUGCGGCGCAUGACCGCUUUCGCCUCCUGUACAAACAACCACUUAAUUUUGAACCAUGUGUCCCGGAAGGGGUAGAACUUGCGAAGGGCAAGCGGCCGGCCGAGCGCGAGAUUCAGAGCCCUCCGGAGAAACGGAGUCGCCUGGAAGGCAAGGUGGAUACCAAUUCCAAACCGAGUGAGAUGACCCUCUUGGUGACGCCAGAGACACUAGCAACAGUUCUGUCCACCUUCUUUGACCAAACGGUCGAAAGGCACGUCGACACAGCGAAGGAGGACGUCAUAGCGGCCCAAACCGCAGCAAUUAUUGCGAAGGACCAGACGAUCAGAGCGAAGGAUGAACUGUUGAAGGCAACAAAAAGGCACGCGAGGCAAUACGAAGCCGCAAUGCUCCGUCAGAAUCUCCUGGGAGAGCGAACGGCUAGAACAAGUGGCGCCGAGGGUUAGGGUUAUAGAAGCCCUCAGGGUUGACUCCAAGGACGUUUUGCAGCUUGUACGGGGAUGUGGAGUCGAACCCUGAGGGGUUCCCGGUUGGUUCAUCGCCGAGCACUGUCAGAUACUGCAGCGCGGGACAGUGUUGUGAGAUCGUUUCCAGCAAUGAAAGGGCGAGUGAUCUGAGUUUUUCGCCGAACUGUGCGAUGUCGAUCUGAAAUCUAUUUUAUCGCACCGGUCCCAGCCGGAGUGUGAGAUUUCUGAGAGGUGCAAAGUAAUGUAGAAGGUUUACGC
Molecule: messenger RNA, 1047 nt
Organism: Fimicolochytrium jonesii
Lineage: Eukaryota; Fungi; Chytridiomycota; Chytridiomycetes; Spizellomycetales; Powellomycetaceae
Exons: 2
Coding region: 1-768 (255 amino acids)
Source: RefSeq, a predicted model, not a curated record